GUCUCCAUCAUUGCCAUAAACCCAACAACUCUCUCUCUCUCUCUCUCUCUCUCUCUCUCUCUCUGAAUGGCAGAGGAAACCCAACCAAGAUGGGAAGUCAAGCUCAUUACUGAGCUGGAAGGACCAACACCAGACCAAGUGUGGCCAUUCUUGGAGGACUUUUGCUACCUCCACAAGUUACUUCCCACCCUUGACAUGUGCCAACAAGUCGAGGGCGUCCCGGGCCAGCCUGGGCUUGUCCGGUACGUUGCCUCCACCACGUUCGGCGACGGUUCAGACUCAUCGAAGGUCAAGUGGGCCAAUGAGCGGCUCGUCAUGAUGGACCCUAGUGACAAGUGCUUCAGCUAUGAGAUCUUCGACAAUAAUAUUGGGUUAAAGUACUUUACUGCCACAAUUAGAAUGAUACCCAUGAAUGAUGAGGAUGGUAAGAUGGUUGGGUGCAUGAUUGAGUGGUCUUUUGUAGCUGAUCCUGUUGAGGGUUGGGGUUUCCAAGAUAUGAGGUCUUUCUAUGAUUUUUCCCUCCAAUCUAUGGCCAAGAAGAUAGAAAGUGCAAUUCAAGAAACAAGUGGGUGAAGUGAGAAAGAUGUGAUACCUCUAGUUGAUUGACUAUGUAUGCUUUAAAUAAAUUCAGUAAGAUGGUGUUUAAUAUCUUAUGGUUA
This is a messenger RNA of Syzygium oleosum, 659 nucleotides long. RefSeq names its product lachrymatory-factor synthase-like. The transcript has 2 exons. NCBI's taxonomy places the organism in Eukaryota, Viridiplantae, Streptophyta, Magnoliopsida, Myrtales, Myrtaceae. The coding region runs from base 67 to 573 and encodes 168 amino acids. The record is from RefSeq and is a predicted model, not a curated record.